CCUGGUAAGAAUUUCACUGAAGAUGAAGAUUUUACUCAUUGUGCUGGUGUUAUUAGAUAUCCCUCCUCUGAAAGGGCAGCAGAGGAUCAAGGAGUCUGAACACAUUCUGCUGAAAUUCGCCUUCCCUUCUUUUUACAACAGUUACAGUAAGUCGUGCUGCAAACUGUAUCCAGGAGGAUGUUACAAGCUGCUGGACAGUACAGGAUAUACCUGCGACUUACUGAAAGGAAGAGUGACGAAAAUGGAGAACAACGGAUGGAUAGAGUUUAAAAUAUCCAAUGUGCAGUUUGUGGAUGGAGGAUAUUACAGAUGUAUUGUGCUUGGAGCUGAUAACCGCAUCUACAGAGAUUACUUUGUGGAAGUAUUUGAAGUUUCAGGUCACCCCAGCCGAUCUCAACCUUCAACAAUGACAACCAUGAAAACUCCAAACACUACCACAUCUCUCCCAGAAUCCACUGGGCCUGUUCUGGCACAGGAUCACAGUGACAGUCCCAGAGCUCUUUGGGGUUUUAGCCUGCCACUGGUUGUCAUUGUGUCCAUUACAGUGAUGCUCUUCAUCACUUCAGUCAUUGGUGUGGUUUUCUGCAGGGUUAAGGCUAAACAAAAACAGUCUGACAAAUAUGGAGACACUCCACAUGAGUCAUUCAAACAAGAGGCCUCGGACACCAGUGGCAUUGUCUACACCACAGUGGACUUCAAAGCUCACCAGAAACCAACAGAGGUGUACGCAAACCUGAAGACACACAAAACCCAGUCAAGAGCCCCUGAUUCCACCUGGAGUGCAGAGCAUGGUGGGAUGGUGGAGUACUCAACACUAGCAGUACACCAGUAAAACUUGGACAGACAACUGCACUGACUCAGGCAUCAAAUACGGUAUAGUCCUCAAGAAGUAUUUAGGGACAGUCACAGGUAACCAUUGAAACCUGAUGUGAACUUGAACCGUUUGGGCUGUGUUGUAACAAAUUGCUGGUAGCUUUCAUUGUAUUUCAAUAUUGCACAUUCAAAUUUUAAUUACAUUCUUACUUUUCAAUGUGAAGUUAGACAAAUAUAUUU
Molecule: messenger RNA, 1053 nt
Organism: Notolabrus celidotus (New Zealand spotty)
Lineage: Eukaryota; Metazoa; Chordata; Actinopteri; Labriformes; Labridae
Exons: 7
Coding region: 23-832 (269 amino acids)
Source: RefSeq, a predicted model, not a curated record